Polyodon spathula (Mississippi paddlefish) is the source of this 2531-nucleotide messenger RNA. Its product is annotated as tetraspanin-7-like. The transcript is spliced from 8 exons. NCBI's taxonomy places the organism in Eukaryota, Metazoa, Chordata, Actinopteri, Acipenseriformes, Polyodontidae. The record is from RefSeq and is a predicted model, not a curated record. Bases 163 to 918 code for a protein of 251 amino acids. Gene Ontology annotation, cellular component: membrane.
AGGAAAGGGGAGUUUUUUCACCGGAAAGCAAAUCUAGCAGAACGGUGAUGACGACAUUCCCCCUAUGCUAGCUGUUUGCGGGUUCAGAGAACUGAAAAAAAGUUUUAAAAGGAUUUCAGAUAGUCUCAAUUGGAAUAAAGGAAUUACCCCAAAACAGCCAACAUGUCUUCUCCGUCAAGGAGGUUGCAAACGAAGCCAGUUAUAACCUGUCUGAAGACCUUCCUCAUCUCUUACAGCCUCAUAUUUUGGUUCACAGGGGUUAUUCUCCUUGCUGUUGGCGUCUGGGGGAAGGUGAGCCUGGAAGCUUACUUCUCAUUGGUCACAGAACACAGCACCAAUGCACCGUACGUUCUGAUUGGCACCGGUGCUGUCAUCGUCAUCUUCGGCUUGUUUGGGUGCUUUGCGACGUGUCGGGGCAGCCCGUGGAUGCUCAGGAUGUACUCCAUGUUCCUGGCCCUGGUGUUCCUGGCUGAGCUAGUGGCUGGAAUCUCAGGCUUCCUGUUCAGGCACGAGAUCAAAGCAGUAUUAAGUAGUACCUACAAGGAUGCUGUGAAACACUACAACGAGACAGGCCCCAUAAGCAAUGCUGUGGACAACAUUCAGAGAAACCUGCAUUGCUGCGGAUCAGACAAUUACACUGACUGGGGGAGCACAGAGUACUUUAAAGAGAGGGGCAUUCCGACGAGCUGCUGCAGUGAUUCGCUCACCUGCAAACCCGAAGCACUGAAAGACCUGAGCAAGGCUGAGAAAGUGGUGUAUCACCAGGGCUGUGUCAAACUUGUGACCACUGUCAUGGAAUCCAACCUGGGAAUCAUUGCUGGAAUUAGCUUUGGAAUUGCCUUCUUCCAGGUCAUUGGAAUCUUUUUGGCAUGCUGCCUGUCCCGGUACAUCACAAAUAACCAGUAUGAGAUGGUCUGAUGGCAAACAGACCGAGGGCAUUUUCCAGAGAUCUAGUGCUGUAGGCUCCUGGGAAGAGGCACAAAGGGAAGACUUUUCAGAUUUCAAAUUCUUCGGAUCCUCCUCUUUUUUUUUUUUUUUUUUUUUUAUAGACUGUUUUAACCAGUGUGGAAUCUAAAAAAAUAAAAAUAAAACUAGGGGCCACAUGGCAACCAACUCCAAGAUGUGGUCAACACAGUUCCAUAGCACUAUGCUAGUCAGCGUCACAAAGACUAGGGACCAUAGAGUUUGUCUUGCUUGCAAUUCUUCAGGUUUAUACAGUGUGAUCCCUGGUUUUAAACCAAGUAAAAACACGUCAUUGUAUUAUUCAUUUAGUACUUUAUACUUUGCUAUCUUCAUUCAUUUCAGUGCAGAGUGCUUCGGUUACUCUGAAGUGCUGUAUAAAUGCUUUAUUUUUAGUAAAGCCUCAGCUGUCUUCUGACGAGAAUUACAAAGGGAUGAGGUUUUUUUAUGUUUGAUUUUGACACUAAUUCAAAUGGCACACCAGUGGCCUUAAGUAUUGUGUAGUAUGUGCAUGCUUUGAUAAGGAAAGCAGCUCUUUAGCUGUCAUUUAUAGUCCGAUAAGCUAGAGGGCACAAUUCACUGCUGCCUGAAACCACCAUACAAUGAAGCUGUUUAAAUACAGGAACUGGCCCAAAACACCCCCAAGGCGUUGGGGGGGGGGGGGGGGGGGUUGUACUGGAAUCCUGAUCACGUAACAUUUGUUUGGUAGAUAAGUAGUGACCCAGAUUUAGCAUUUAAUCUUUCAACCAGGUGAACAGUACUAUGAUGAAACAGGUCUUGUGUUAAUUGUUUGUUAGUCACAGUUACCAGAACCCCUUGCAAACUACCACAUCCGAGGGAUUCAAGGAAGUCGUAGUGUGUGUCAGAUUGGGAGGGGGGCGUGGAAUUUCAUUUGUAUGCAUUUUUUAAUUGUAGUAGUGAUUACUUAGAGCUUGGACUAGUGUUGCUUCUUGUAAAGGAUGGGUGGCAGAUCUGAGUGGGAAAACUGAAUAAAGAAAUGAUUUACAUGUAGAUUUAUUAUUAUUGUUAAGAAGGAUCAUUUUAAUGCUUUUUUAAACCCCUUUAUUGACAUCCGUUAUAUCAAGCUUUCCUUUAAGAUCUAACAAGUGAAUUGGUUUCCUAUGGUGGGGAUUUUGUGUCUUAUCUAAAUGUUUCCUUUUUAAGAGUAGCUAAAUUCGUGUGUAUCAAGUGUAGCGCACGGGCUAAUCCCUUGAAAUAAUCAACAAUGCCCUUACAAGUUCUGUUCCGGUCCAGACUAGUUCUAGCCAAUCAGUUGCUGUUGACUCCCUUGUCUGUACCCUCUUGGAUAGGCAAUAUUGGGAGGCAGGCUGAUCUGUUUAUCCAGUCCUGGGGAGACCACAUGUGCUCAACCGUCUGUUUAGCUCCAAUGCCAAUAGUAGCUCAGUGCAAUAGAUGCCUUUACACUAGAAGGUAUUUUCUCAUUAGAUUUGUUAAAAUAAAAAAGCUCAAUGAGACGUAAUCAGUGUUGAAUGCUGCCUGUACAAUUACAGUAAUAUGCAGAUACAGCAUGUAAAAGAAAUACCUGUAAAAAUAAACUACUCUUAAGUCUU